AUGAAGCACACUCAAGAUAACCGUCAACCAGCUUCAGUCAAUUAUAAAUAGUCGAAUUCAAGGCCUAGAGAUUCGAAUUGAUAACUAUAUGUCACGCAUUCCAAUGAAACAUUCAGGAAAUAAUCGGACAUGUUGAGUUUACUCAAUUCCCCACCUACUGAUGAGAAACUUUGUGAAGCCUAUCAUCUCGAUCUUCAAUCGCCUGAUGGUAGCUCCAUUAAAUUCGGAGAGCUUGUAGCAGGCAAAGGGGACUGCAUCACCACAGUGGUCAUAUUUAUCCGACAUUUUUUCUGUGCUUAUGAUCAAGACUAUGUUCGAGCCCUAUCGAGGCACGUCACAAAUACCUUCCUCUCCAAUCUUCCGGCCCCAGCCGGCCCGACACAACUUAUUGUCAUCGGAUGCGGAGAUCACUCACUGAUUGUACCGUAUAUGGACGAGACCACCGACGCGUUCCCAAUAUAUACCGACCGUUCUGGGACCAUAUACGAGACACUUAGUAUGAAAAGAACAUUAGCCGGGAUGGUUCGCCCCCCAGAGUACACCAAAAGAUCAUAUCUUCUCAGUCUCUUUCAGGCAUUGAAGCAAAUGUUCCGAAGUGGGCCGUCAAGAGCUUUCAAAGGUGGGAGUUGGAAUCAGAAUGGUGGCGAGUGGAUAUUCAAAGGAGGGAAACUGCAGUAUGUGCAUCGCAUGACACAUGUUUCCGAUCAUUUGUCAGCAGGAGAAUUGCUCAAGAUAAUUCAAUUGGACGAAACCCAAAUUGGGAUGAUGCAAGGAAAUAUUAGAAAGUACUGAUGGUGCGAUCUGUUUUGAUGCGUGUAUUAUAACAAUGUUCUGUCCUAUUUUCUUGGUGUGCACGUGCGCAAAGGUGUCUAUUAACUAUACCAAACAUUAUAAAUAUGAGCUUAUUUUAUAAUUGAUAUAAGCAGAAAAGUUAUUUCUCUUUCCCCUUCACUAUAAAAGAACAACCAGUAAAUUAAACGACCAAUACGAUUUGCUAAAUCAUCCCAAGGUUGGCAGAUAGAUUCCGGCAAGGCCUUGGAAACAUUGAUAACUCCCACGGUCCCUUGCCUUA
Molecule: messenger RNA, 1072 nt
Organism: Talaromyces proteolyticus
Lineage: Eukaryota; Fungi; Ascomycota; Eurotiomycetes; Eurotiales; Trichocomaceae
Product: AhpC/TSA antioxidant enzyme-domain-containing protein
Exons: 2
Coding region: 130-792 (220 amino acids)
Source: RefSeq, a predicted model, not a curated record